Messenger RNA from Saccostrea echinata, 2401 nucleotides. RefSeq names its product NADH-ubiquinone oxidoreductase 75 kDa subunit, mitochondrial-like. Lineage: Eukaryota; Metazoa; Mollusca; Bivalvia; Ostreida; Ostreidae. Bases 80 to 2269 code for a protein of 729 amino acids. The record is from RefSeq and is a predicted model, not a curated record. Gene Ontology annotation, biological process: ATP synthesis coupled electron transport. Gene Ontology annotation, molecular function: iron-sulfur cluster binding; NADH dehydrogenase (ubiquinone) activity. Gene Ontology annotation, cellular component: membrane. The transcript is spliced from 21 exons.
GAAGUUUGAUUAUUUCGUUUAUUACCGCUUCCAUCAAAGUGGAUAUUACUUCCGGUUCUGAAUUGGCCAAGAGAUCAAGAUGAUGAGGAUAAGGCCCCUGGCCCGGGCUCUUACAGCUCAGAACUUGCUGAAACAUCCAGUUAGAUGCAGUACAUCUGUGGCCACUCAACCAGAGAAAAUAGAAAUAUUUAUUGAUGAUAAGCCUGUUUAUGUCUACCCCGGCACAACCAUUUUACAGGCCUGUGCUGAGGGAGGGGUACAGAUCCCCCGAUACUGUUACCACGAGAGACUAUCUGUCGCUGGGAACUGCCGAAUGUGUCUCGUAGAGGUGGAAAAAUCAGCCAAGCCUGUUGCAUCAUGUGCCGCACCUGUCAUGAAAGGAAUGAGAGUAAAAACAGACUCGGAAUUGUCCAAAAAAGCUCGGGAGGGUGUGAUGGAGUUUCUGUUAGUGAACCACCCCCUGGACUGUCCCAUCUGUGAUCAAGGAGGAGAAUGUGAUUUACAGGAUCAGUCUAUGGUUUUUGGCAGUGAUAGAAGUAGAUUUACUGAUAUCAACUUUGCUGGGAAAAGGGCAGUGGAGGAUAAAAACAUCGGUCCUCUGGUUAAAACAAUAAUGACAAGAUGUAUUCACUGUACCCGCUGCAUCAGGUUCGCCAGCGAAGUGGCAGGAGUAGACGAUUUAGGCACGACGGGAAGAGGAAGUGACAUGCAGGUCGGAACCUAUGUGGAAAAACUUUUUCGAUCUGAGCUGUCGGGAAACGUCAUAGAUCUGUGUCCUGUAGGAGCUUUAACUUCUAAACCCUAUGCCUUCACUGCUAGGCCUUGGGAAACAAGGAAAAUAGAAAGUGUGGAUGUCCUGGAUGCACUGGGGAGUAACAUCGUAGUCAGCACAAGGUCAGGGGAGGUCAUGCGUAUCCUGCCCAGAAUGAAUGAGGAAAUUAAUGAGGAGUGGAUCUCGGAUAAGACAAGGUUUGCGUAUGACGGCCUUAAGCGACAGAGAUUGACUUUCCCCUACGUCAAAGAUAACACAGGAAAUCUGAAAAAGACGAGCUGGGAAGACGCACUUAUUACAACCUCCUCUAUGAUGAACAAUUUUGAAGGUGACCAGAUUGCUGGUUUAGCCGGGGGACUUGUGGAUGCUGAAUCUCUGGUUGCCCUUAAGGACCUCCUUAAUAAAUUGGGUAGUGAAGCCCUCUGUACUGAAGAAUACUUCCCUAUGGAUGGGGCAGGGACUGAUUUGCGUUCUAAUUAUUUGCUGAAUACUGGAAUAAACGGAAUAGAGGAGGCAGACCUUGUGCUAUUUAUAGGAACUAAUCCCCGAUUCGAAGCCCCAAUUCUGAACACGAGGGUUAGGAAAAGCUGGAUUCAUAAUGACCUUCAGGUUGCCCUCGUAGGGUCAAAGGUUGACCUUACCUAUGAUUAUGAUUACCUUGGUGAUUCCACAGAUGUUCUGAAGAAGAUUGCUGAUGGCUCCCAUCCUUUCUGUAAGACACUGAACAAAGCAAAGAGACCUAUGGUGAUUGUGGGAAGUUCCACUCUACAGAGGAAAGAUGGGGCAGCCCUACAUGCAGCAGUCUCCACCAUAGCUCAGACUGCGCGGGUCCAAUCAGGAUGUGGUGCCGACUGGAGGGUCCUCAACAUCCUACACAGGGUGGCUAGUCAGGUUGCGGCUCUAGACCUGGGUUAUAAGGCGGGUGUAGACUACAUCAGGAAGAACCCUCCCAAAGUUCUGUUCCUCCUCGGGGCUGACGAGGGAGUCAUCACUAGAGCGGACCUCCCCAAAGAUUGCUUCAUCAUCUACCAAGGUCACCAUGGAGACAAAGGAGCAGCCAUGGCUGAUGUUGUUUUACCAGGAGCAGCGUACACUGAGAAGGAUGCAACAUACAUUAACACAGAGGGUCGGCCCCAGCAAACCAGGCUAGCAGUGUCUCCCCCAGGCAUGGCUCGAGAAGAUUGGAAAAUUAUCCGUGCUUUAUCUGAGAUCCUGGAUCAGCAGCUUCCUUACGACACCCUGACGGAGAUUCGCAGUCGACUAGAGGAUGUUGCACCGAAUCUCGCACGCUACGAUAAAGCAGAAGAGGCAAAUUACUUCAAACAGGCCAAUGAUCUCGCUAAGAUGGUGAAAGGUCAGUUGGAAACACAACCCCUGUCCCCUCCCUUACAGAAGCUAGAGGACUUCUACAUGACCGACUCCAUCAGCCGCGCUUCACAGACCAUGGCAAAGUGUGUACAGGCCGUGAAAGAGGCCGAGAAAAAUCCCUACAUGUAGACAGGGGAAUACAUGAUACUGAAACAGGGGCGGGGCAGGGCAGUGACUGUGUUUAACAGUGGAAUUGACACUGAAUCUGCUUUGUUGUUUUGCGUUACUCAUCUUUGUUAAUAAAAUAUUUAAAAGAGUGGA